AACGUAAGAACUUUUCUUCCUCCCUUAACUUUGCUUCCUUCUUUCCUGCAUGUUACCACUGGCAGAGCAAACAUGACUCAGAAACCGGCUCCUCAGGGUUGUAACAUUAGAUGAUACAGGCUUGGAUCAUUACACAUGACACCAGGGCCUUUGUUUCAUUGUGCUGGGGCUCUCUGGAAGGUGUGCUGCUGCCUGAGCUGCUAGAAAAGCACUCACAGGUAUUUGCUAGAAAAGCAUUCCUGGAGCUUGCCACCAGCUUGGACUUCUAGGGACAUUCCUCUCAGCCAGGAAGGAUUUUGAUAUUCAAUAGAAAUACCUCUGGAAGAUUCAAGGAGCUGUAGAGGUGAAGUAAGCCUGUGAAGGACCAACAUGGGAAUCCUAUACUCUGAGCCCAUCUGCCAAGCAGCCUAUCAGAAUGACUUUGGACAAGUGUGGCGGUGGGUGAAAGAAGACAACAGCUACGCCAAUGUUCAAGACGGCUUUAAUGGAGACACUCCCCUGAUCUGUGCUUGCAGGCGAGGCCAUGUGAGAAUUGUUUCCUUCCUUUUAAGAAGAAAUGCUAAUGUCAACCUCAAAAACCAGAAAGAGAGAACCUGCUUGCAUUAUGCUGUGAAGAAAAAAUUUACCUUCAUUGAUUAUCUACUUAUUAUCCUCUUAAUGCCUGUUCUGCUCAUUGGGUAUUUCCUCAUGGUAUCAAAGACAAAGCAGAAUGAGGCUCUUGUACGAAUGCUACUUAAUGCUGGCGUUGAAGUUAAUGCUACAGACUGUUAUGGCUGUACCGCGUUACAUUAUGCCUGUGAGAUGAAAAACCAGUCUCUUAUUCCUCUGCUCCUGGAAGCCCAUGCAGACCCCACAAUAAAGAAUAAGCAUGGUGAGAGCUCACUGGAUAUUGCACGGAGAUUAAAAUUUUCCCAGAUUGAAUUAAUGCUACGGAAAGCAUCGUAAUCCUUGCGACCACGCCGAUGGAGAUAUAGACAAAGACUGGAUUCUAUCUUCACUUUAGACUGUUGGUCCAUGGGCCACCUGGCUGUCACCAUUUUAUGGGGAUAAGGAUGAUUAUCUUGGUUAAUGUUUCAGAAGAGCUUUUUAUCUACAGCAUUGUUUUCUCAAUCAAGGUCACCAUGGCCAUAAUCCCUCUAAGUGAAACACUAAAGUUGUUGCUGUCUCCACUUCAGUCAGAAACUGAUGUUUCAGCUAGGCACAGUGGUACAUGCCUGUAAUCCCAGCUACUUGGGAGGCUGAGGUGGGAGGAUCACUUGAACUCAGGAGUUUGAGAGCAGCCUGGGCAACAGUGAGACCCUGUCUCAAAAAAAAAAAAAAAAAAAAAAAAAAAAAAAAAAAAAAAGCCCUCAUGUUCCAAAUGCAGUCUUUCCUGAAGAAGAGUAUCAAAGUUAUCUUCUGAGACAGUGUUCUCUCUUCCUAGUUGCAUUACUCUUAUAAAAAGACUGUCCAGUCUGCCAUGCCCUAGGAGAAAAACUGUUCCUCCUGGCGCCCUCUGAGUACUGAGCAGAAGAAUCAAAGUAUUAAAUAUGUACAUUUGUAUAAAAUGGUAUAUGUAUGUGUGUGGGCUUAGAGAUUCACAUGUAAAUAUUCCUUUGAUGAAACAACUCCAAUAAAAACAUCGAGUGUCAGUGGUGAGCAUGUUUACACCACAGAAAUUGGCAAAAUUGAUGAAUCCAAGCAUUUGUUUGUUUGUUUGUUUCCAGAAAGUUGGUUUACCAGCAUACCACUAGAGAUUUUCAUUUACAAAUAAAAGCCAUCUUGGUUUGAGCAAGACUAUGCAACUAUGAAAAUGUUUGUUUAAAAAAAUCUUCAUGAUCUCUUUGUAUAUACAAGGUGAUUACCAAGCUUGUUAGCUUUGUUUAUUUUAUUGAUAAAUGUAAAAUAUUGUUGUAACUUAUUUGGAUAAAGUUCUUCACAAGAAACAGCUAUAUAAUGAGGUAAGAUCUGGAUUAUUUGUCUAAGUGAGAGAUCAUGAAUAUCAAAAUAUCUGUCUCACUUCCUCUGUGAAAUAGGCAGAGUGAAAAAUUCAUUUUAAAAAUAUGAUUGAAUUUUGCAAAUCCAGAAUGAAUCUCAUGUAGCUUCAGACAGAGACUAAGCCAGCCACACUGUAUGUAGUAACAAAUACAGCCUAAGAAUGAAAGAUUUACUGUCCUUGAAAGGUCUAAUGAAAAUCAAAUCCAGCAAUAUAUAUUGAGCUGUGUACAGGCCUUCAAGAAACCUAUAUUAUGAAGGAAAUAGUAGUGUGUAGAUCUAGAUUCUGAAGCCUUUAAAUGUGUCUUAAUAAAUUAAGAUUCACUGGCACUGAGCUGAGCUACCGAGUGAUCCUUAGGGACAGAAAAACCACACAAGUGAACUUCACACACCAGUAUACUUUCAACAAUAUGCUUUUGACACACACUAAUCUUGGAUUUGGUUUCAGAGAUUUGGCCAAUGUAACUUGUAAUACCAAUGUAAUUUACACCUGUCAUCUUUGAAAUUGUGUAAAAGUGGAAGAAUGUUCUGAAGAAAUAAUUCAUGGUUUGCGAAUGAGUUGUGGUGACUGUCCGACAUUAACUUAAAGGAUAAAGUAUACAACAAUUUGUUUCAUCAUGCUCAUGCCAUUAUGCAAUUUUCUUCCUAGCUUUAAAUUUUUGGAGACAGAAAAUUGAGCCAGAAGUUUCUAGCCAUUAGGUCUCCUAGCAACAAGCUGUAAACCCGUCAGCAAGCUUGGACUAGAAUGUAGACAUUGAAACGCAGAUGUCUACUCUAUGUAAUGCAGAAUGCAUUUAUUGGAAAACUCAUCACCAUCCUAUAAAAUUUUCUUCCCUGACCAACUGUAAAACCUGCUCUUAUUCUGAGAGUGCUUAACAUAUGUUUUAUCUAUACUGUAACAUUAAUUUUGUUGUUGUUAAAGCAGCCUUCAGCUUCCUGAGGUAGUGCUAUGUUUCUAUGGCAACAAGGUGAAAAUGUCUAGCUAUUUUUGUCAAAGUCAACAACAAUCCAGAGAUUCCAGACCUCAAUGUCUGUCCCAAUUUGUCAUUUUACUUUAGUGCUCAAAAUAUAUGGCUUAUAGAAAAAAAAAUGUGCUUUAAAGAGAUUUACCUGACUGCCAUGGAGAAUGUCUAGUACUUUCUGGCUGUCAGGUAAAAAUCUACCCUUCAAAAUGAUAGAAUAUAUGAUAGCAUAUAAAACCUCUUUACCCAAUGAGUACUUUAAUUUACUGAAAAAAAUUAAAUACCAGAUUUGGUGCCAAGUGCAGGGAAUCUGAAAAAUGUAUACUAGGUCUCUGCCCUCCCUAAUUCUGCCUUCAUGGGUCCUAGCCCCCUCCCUCAUGAGGUUGUCCUAGACUCAUCAGUAUCGGAUGCUUCACAAUACGGUCUCACACCGUCCCUGGGAAAGAUUGGUCUCCUCCUGCUGCAUCAGAUGGAUGAUUUCAUUGUACAUACGACGAGGAGCAUCCAAACCCCAGAUGAAAUCCACAUGAGCCCAUUCAGGAAUAUUCUUAUGGUAGAUGAGGUUGGUCAUUUCAGAGAGCAGCAUCUUCACGUCUUCUGGAUUUGAAAGCCAGUCCUGACCUCCUGUCCACAUUGCUGUAGGAACCGUCAUAUCUCUGACUCUGUACCUUACAGGAGUUGGCUAAAGAAAAGAAAUAGUUCUUAACUCUAGGUAACAGUUGGACUUUCAGACUCAUAAUUUACAUUUGAAAUAAAUAUAAUAAACGUGCCAUUUGCUGCGGUGAAGGGUACACAGGUGUCAAAGCCACACAGACUCUGUUAAGAAUUUCUGUUCCUCCCCUUAUUUUAAGGUAAAAUUACUUAACAUUAUAGAACCUUAGUUUCUUCUGUGAAUGGAGAUAAUAUCUGUAAUAACUAGCUAGGUCAAGUGAGAAAACACAUAAAAACACGUAAUGCCUUCGUUUUUCUUCUUAUUAAAUAUUUUGUAAAUAAAUUGUUUU
Saimiri boliviensis boliviensis (Bolivian squirrel monkey) is the source of this 3937-nucleotide messenger RNA. RefSeq names its product ankyrin repeat domain 22 (gene ANKRD22). Gene Ontology annotation, molecular function: protein binding. The record is from RefSeq and is a predicted model, not a curated record. Lineage: Eukaryota; Metazoa; Chordata; Mammalia; Primates; Cebidae.